AAGCACAGCGGCGAUGGGGCCCGGACUUGGGGCUCCGGACGAGAUAGGACGCGCCCCUCCCGGCAGACGUGGCGGCGGAGGGCGCGACAAGCGGGCGGGGCAGAGGGCGGGUCCUGAGCUAGCUCUGCCCGGCUGCGGGCGCCCCCGCCCGGCUGGCGGGCGACAGCGAGCGCGGCGCCAUGGAGGCCACCGGGGUGCUGCCGUUCGUUCGCGGCGUGGACCUCAGCGGCAACGACUUCAAGGGCGGCUACUUCCCUGAGAAUGUCAAGGCCAUGACCAGCCUACGAUGGCUGAAGCUGAACCGCACCGGCCUCUGCUACCUGCCAGAGGAGUUGGCUGCCCUGCAGAAGCUGGAGCAUCUUUCUGUGAGCCACAAUAACCUGACCACACUGCAUGGUGAACUCUCCAGCCUGCCUUCGCUUCGGGCCAUCAUUGCCCGAGCCAACAACCUGAAGAAUUCUGGAGUCCCUGAUGACAUCUUCAAGCUAGAUGACCUCUCUGUCCUGGACCUGAGCCACAACCAGCUGACUGAGUGCCCACGGGAGCUGGAGAAUGCCAAGAACAUGCUGGUGCUGAACCUCAGCCACAACAGCAUUGACAGCAUUCCCAACCAGCUGUUCAUCAACCUCACUGAUCUGCUAUACCUGGACCUUAGCGAGAACCGCCUGGAGAGCCUGCCUCCCCAGAUGCGCCGCCUGGUGCACUUGCAGACUCUGGUGCUCAACGGAAACCCACUGCUGCACGCCCAGCUCCGGCAGCUCCCGGCUCUGACAGCUCUGCAGACACUGCACCUGAGGAACACACAGCGCACCCAGAGCAACCUGCCUACCAGUCUGGAGGGCCUGAGCAACCUCACAGACAUGGACCUGUCCUGCAACGACUUAGCACGUGUGCCCGAGUGUCUAUACACACUGCCUAGCCUGCGCCGCCUCAACCUCAGCAGCAACCAGAUUGAGGAGCUGUCACUAUGCAUUGACCAGUGGCUGCAACUGGAGACCCUCAACCUGUCCCGUAACCAGCUCACCUCUCUGCCCUCAGCCAUCUGCAAGCUGAGCAAGCUGAAGAGGCUGUAUCUGAACUCCAACAAGCUGGACUUUGAUGGGCUGCCCUCGGGCAUCGGCAAGCUGGCCAGCCUGGAGGAGUUCAUGGCUGCCAACAACAACCUGGAGCUCAUCCCUGAGAGCCUCUGCAGGUGUACAAAGCUGAGAAAGCUGGUCCUGACCAAGAACCGCCUGGUAACGCUCCCAGAAGCCAUCCACUUCCUGACAGAGAUCCAGAUCCUGGACGUACGAGAGAACCCCAGCCUGGUGAUGCCCCCCAAGCCUGCAGACUAUGCUGCUGAGUGGUACAACAUCGACUUCUCUCUGCAGAACCAGCUGCGGCUGGCAGGUGCUUCCCCUGCCACAGUGGCUGCUGCUGCAGCUGGGAGUGGCCCUAAAGACCCUCUGGCUCGGAAAAUGAGGCUCCGGAGACGCAAAGACUCAGCCCAAGAUGACCAGGCCAAGCAGGUGCUCAAAGGCAUGUCAGAUGUGGCCCAGGAAAAGAACAAAAAGCAGGAGGAGAGUGCUGAGGCCCAAGCCUCAGGUAGCAAGGCACGGCGCUGGGACCAGGGCCUGGAGAAGCCACGCCUCGACUACUCAGAGUUCUUCACAGAAGAUGUGGGCCAGCUGCCUGGACUUACUAUCUGGCAGAUCGAGAAUUUUGUGCCUGUGCUGGUAGAGGAAGCCUUCCAUGGCAAGUUCUACGAGGCUGACUGCUACAUUGUGCUCAAGACCUUUCUGGAUGACAGCGGCUCACUUAACUGGGAGAUCUACUACUGGAUUGGCAGCGAAGCCACACUCGACAAGAAGGCAUGCUCUGCCAUCCACGCUGUCAACCUUCGCAACUAUCUGGGCGCUGAGUGUCGCACCGUGCGCGAGGAGAUGGGCGACGAGAGUGAGGAGUUCCUCCAGGUAUUUGACAAUGACAUUUCGUACAUUGAGGGUGGGACAGCAAGUGGCUUCUACACUGUGGAGGACACACACUAUGUUACCAGGAUGUACCGUGUGUAUGGGAAAAAGAACAUCAAGCUGGAGACUGUGCCUCUCAAGGGCACCUCCCUGGACCCAAGGUUUGUGUUUCUGCUGGACCGAGGACUGGACAUCUAUGUGUGGCGGGGCGCCCAGGCCACACUAAGCAGCACCACCAAGGCCAGGCUCUUCGCAGAGAAGAUUAACAAGAACGAGCGGAAAGGGAAGGCAGAGAUCUCACUGCUGAGGCAAGGGCAGGAGCCUCCUGAGUUCUGGGAGGCCCUGGGCGGGGAGCCCUCUGAAAUCAAGAAGCAUGUGCCUGAUGACUUCUGGCCCCCCCAGCCCAAGCUGUAUAAGGUGGGUCUGGGCCUGGGCUACCUGGAGCUUCCCCAGAUCAACUACAAGCUUUCUGUGGAGCACAAGACACAGCCCAAAGUGGAGCUGCUGCCCAAGAUGCGGCUGCUGCAGAGCUUGCUGGACACACGCUGUGUGUAUAUCCUGGACUGCUGGUCUGACGUGUUCAUCUGGCUGGGCCGCAAGUCCCCCCGCCUAGUGCGUGCGGCUGCCCUCAAGCUGGGCCAGGAGCUGUGUGGAAUGCUGCAUCGGCCCCGCCACACUGCUGUUAGCCGAAGCCUGGAGGGCACCGAGGCACAGGUGUUCAAGGCCAAGUUUAAGAACUGGGAUGAUGUGCUGACAGUGGACUAUACACGCAAUGCAGAGGCUGUGCUGCAGGGCCCUGGGCUAACCGGCAAGGUGAAGCGUGAUGUGGAGAAGAAGGAGGGGAUGAAGGCAGACCUCACAGCGCUCUUCCUGCCACGCCAGCCACCCAUGGCCCUGGCUGAGGCAGAGCAGCUGAUGGAGGAGUGGAAUGAGGACCUGGAUGGCAUGGAGGGCUUUGUGCUUGAGGGCAAGAAGUUUGCCCGACUACCUGAGGAGGAGUUUGGCCACUUCUACACACAGGAUUGCUACGUCUUCCUCUGCAGGUACUGGGUGCCCGUGGAGUAUGAGGAAGAGGAGGAAAAGAAAGAUGAGAAGGAUGUGGAGAAGGCUGGAUCGGAGGGCAAAGAUGGCGAAGAGGCGGAGGUGGAGAAGCAGCCAGAGGAGGACUUCCAGUGCAUAGUGUACUUCUGGCAGGGCCGUGAGGCCUCCAACAUGGGCUGGCUCACCUUUACCUUCAGCCUGCAGAAGAAGUUUGAGAGCCUCUUCCCGGGCAAGCUGGAGGUGGUGCGCAUGACACAGCAGCAAGAAAACCCCAAGUUCCUGUCGCAUUUCAAGAGGAAGUUCAUCAUCCACCGGGGCAAAAGGAAGACUGCGCAGGGAGGCCUGCAGCCCAGUCUCUACCAGAUCCGCACCAACGGCAGUGCCCUCUGUACCCGGUGCAUCCAGAUCAACACCGACUCCAGCCUCCUCAACUCUGAGUUCUGCUUCAUCCUCAAGGUUCCCUUUGAGAGUGAGGACAACCAGGGCAUUGUGUACGCGUGGGUGGGCCGGGCAUCUGACCCCGAUGAGGCCAAGCUGGCAGAGGACAUUCUCAACACCAUGUUUGAGGCCUCCUACAGCAAGCAGGUCAUCAAUGAAGGUGAGGAGCCCGAGAACUUCUUCUGGGUGGGUAUUGGGGCUCAGAAGCCAUAUGAUGACGACGCAGAGUACAUGAAGCACACAAGGCUCUUCCGAUGCUCCAACGAGAAGGGCUACUUCGCAGUGACUGAGAAGUGCUCAGACUUCUGCCAGGACGACCUUGCCGAUGAUGACAUCAUGUUGCUGGACAAUGGCCAUGAGGUGUACAUGUGGGUGGGUACCCAGACAAGCCAGGUAGAAAUCAAACUCAGUCUUAAAGCCUGCCAGGUUUACAUCCAGCACCUGCGCUCCAAGGAGCAUGAGCAGCCACGCCGCCUGCGUCUCGUCCGCAAGGGCAAUGAGCAGCACGCCUUCACCCGCUGUUUCCAUGCCUGGAGCACCUUCCGUACUGCACCAGCAUAGGGUGUCUGCCACCUGCAGCCAGGACACACCACAGCCCUGUCUCUGGGAGAUGGAGAAAGGUCCCCCAACCCCCUCACCCUGUGCCUCAUGUCCCAGCAGCAGCAGCAGUGCAGGACCCCAGCACCACCCUGGACACCAGACUCCCUCACUAAGCACGUGUGAUAGGCCCUACUAGCAGAAAUGAGGUAGACAGGGCUGGCCUUUGUGAGAUAUUAAAUGCUUUUAUUUUCAGUAUUAAAAA
Molecule: messenger RNA, 4230 nt
Organism: Erinaceus europaeus (western European hedgehog)
Lineage: Eukaryota; Metazoa; Chordata; Mammalia; Eulipotyphla; Erinaceidae
Gene: FLII
Product: FLII actin remodeling protein
Exons: 30
Coding region: 180-3989 (1269 amino acids)
Biological process (GO): myofibril assembly; actin polymerization or depolymerization; actin filament severing
Cellular component (GO): actin cytoskeleton; cytoplasm; nucleus
Molecular function (GO): actin filament binding; phosphatidylinositol-4,5-bisphosphate binding
Source: RefSeq, a predicted model, not a curated record